AUGCCGAGCAUGGCCCGAUUCGGUCGGGCCAAGAAAACGCCAAAAGCAGUAGCCAACAAUGCUAACUCGGACAUGCUUGUAUCACCGACGUCAGAUCCUCCGCGACGGUCCCCUCGUGUUAGUUUACCACAUGUGGAAACGCAACUGAAUAUGCAUCAAUACAGUGGUCUUUUUGAUCUCGACGCCCCGGAACGUCUAAAGGCCGUGGAGUCGUCUGCAGAGUCGAUUACUUCGCAUUCCUCGAACGCCCGAACAAAUGGGUCAACACUUACGAACAGUGACUCAAUGACAACUGAAUGGUCUUCGGCAGUCGGUCACGCAGCCACGGGCAAGUCUGGUCGUGUCAUACAUAAUCUACAGGAGGAUAUUGCCCGCUUGACGCGAGAGUGCAGUGUUUAUCGUUCCCGGGCGGAAGAAACACAGCGCAUGAACGAUGCCUUCAAGACUCAGGUACAAAACAUGACGGAACGUCUCCGGAACCUGGAGCAGGCACACGAGACGAACCUGCAUUCGAUCUCUCGCAAAGAUAAGAAAAUCGAGGAGUUACGCGCAGAGGUGCAGAGCGAAAAGGAUAGACGACUGCGAGCAGAGACGGACACGAAAAAAUUCCAUCAACUGAUGGAUGAAAGCCGUGAUGAUUUCAAUCGGAAAUGCGCGGAGUUGCAGGAGAUCGCCAACCAUGCUCGGACCCAGUAUGACGUGCUUGCUAAAGCUGGGCAACGUGAGCGCGCAGAUCAACAAAGGAGGGUGAAGGCGAUUCGCGAUGAGAUCGAUGCUCUAAAAACACGACAAGAAGAAAAGAGUCUGCACCUUGAGCGCUUGGAUGCUGUGAUGGCCCAGAAAAAUCGUGAGAUUGAGAUUGGCCGAGAAAAUUUUGACAAGCUCUUUGAGGUGUACGAGUCCUAUAAAAAAGCCCAUGACGAAGAGGUCCACACACUCGUUGAGAGGGGUCGCCAGGGUGAUGCCAAUUUGAACGCAGCUUUGGCUUCUUUGAAGGAAACUGAAGAUCGGAUGAAAUGGGCAAUCCAGGUCAAGAACGAGGUCAAAGAUGCCAAUUAA
This is a messenger RNA of Aspergillus nomiae NRRL 13137, 1059 nucleotides long. RefSeq lists its product as uncharacterized. The transcript has 2 exons. Lineage: Eukaryota; Fungi; Ascomycota; Eurotiomycetes; Eurotiales; Aspergillaceae. The record is from RefSeq and is a predicted model, not a curated record. The coding region runs from base 1 to 1059 and encodes 352 amino acids.